Melanotaenia boesemani (Boeseman's rainbowfish) is the source of this 2742-nucleotide messenger RNA. It is a transcript of the gene cfi, whose product is annotated as complement factor I. Gene Ontology annotation, cellular component: membrane. The transcript is spliced from 19 exons. The record is from RefSeq and is a predicted model, not a curated record. NCBI's taxonomy places the organism in Eukaryota, Metazoa, Chordata, Actinopteri, Atheriniformes, Melanotaeniidae. Bases 11 to 2587 code for a protein of 858 amino acids. Gene Ontology annotation, biological process: proteolysis. Gene Ontology annotation, molecular function: serine-type endopeptidase activity; protein binding.
GUUUGUCAGGAUGAGAUCAGCGUCUCUCUUCUUGGUGUUUCUUCUCAUCCUUCUCUGUGAUUCGGAUGGUCCUCCAGAGCAGGUGGAGAUAACAAAGGCAUCGUCGUCUGACCAGAAAGCCCCUACAGGACCUGUGACUGAUGACUUUCUGGGUCCAGCAGAGUGUCUGAACAAAACCCUGAGUCGGGUAUCAUGUGACCUGGUGUUCUGCCCUCCAUGGAUGCGUUGCAGUAUCGGACGAUGCACCUGUAAACCGGGAUACCUGUGUCCCUAUCAGGGUUUGAAACAAGUUUGUGGGGUAAACCACAGGACCUACAGAUCCUUCUGCCAGACAAUGGCGGUGUCAUGUCGGACGGAGGGACCUAUCUUUUCUCACUUUGGGGAACUCUGCAACGAAACUUUUCCAAAGUUCAGGAGCUUAUUAGACGAAGACACAGGACUCGUCAGGAUCUUCCUUCCAAACAGUGCUGGAAAGGUGGAGGCCUUAUUGGUGUGUCAUGAGCUGUGGGACAUGGCAGCAGCUAAUGUCGCCUGCAAAGGAAAGAACCACCCACUGGGUGCAGCAUCUGCAGAUGGUGUGGCCUACGAAUCCCUGAAACCUGGAGACAAACAGCUCCUUAAAAAGUGCGCUAGGAUCCAUUGCCAGGGCUACGAGACGUCUUUGGCUGAGUGCGAAAUAAAAGACACGAUGAACAUCAACCACAACAAGGUUGCUGCUGUAAAAUGUUACAAGGAGGCACCACAAGAGUAUGGCUUCGUAUGUACAAACAGCAAGCGCAUAUCUCUGAAUCAGACGUGCGACGGAGUCGACGACUGCGGUGACCGGAGUGAUGAGAUGUGCUGCAAACGGUGCAGGAAUGGUGCGUUUCGCUGCAAGACGGGAGUGUGUGUUCACGAAGAAUCCCUCCGUGAUGGUCUAAUCGACUGUCUGGAUGGAGAAGAUGAAUCAGAGAAAACCCUAACGCAACGUAAGACCUCUUCAGUUUCCUCUCCUGCAGAAGAGAAAACCAUCACAGCUGAACCUGGACAUGACGUCUCUCUGCCAUGUAGAGCUGGACAUGAUGGAGACAUCGUAGCUGUGAGGUGGACCAGACCUGAUCUGGAGCCGGUAGAUGUUCUUUUAUACAGAGGUGGGCGCCUUCAUUCAGAAAACCAGCAUCCAUCUUUCCAGAACCGGGUGGAUCUUCAGGACAGACAGAUGAAGGAUGGAGACGUGUCUCUGAUUCUGAAGAAGGUGACGACUAAAGAUACAGGAACAUAUGAAUGUAGAGUCUCACUGAGAAAGACAGGCAAUGACCAAACCAUCAAGCCCAUCAUCAUCCAUCUCAAAGUUUCUCCAGCAGAACAGACAAUCAUCAGAGCUCAACCUGGACAUGAUGUCUCUCUGCCAUGUAGAGUUGUAUAUGAUGGAGACAUCAUGACUGUGAGGUGGCUCAGAGAUGAUCUGGGGUCAGACUAUGUUCUUUCAUACAAAGUUGGGAGCCUUGAUCCAGUCCAACAGCAUCCAUCUUUCCAGAACCGGGUGCAUCUUAAGGACAGACAGAUGAAGGAUGGAGACAUGUCUCUGAUUCUGAAGAAUGUGACGACUGAUGAUAAGGGAACAUAUAAAUGUAGAAUCUCACCAAAAAAGACAGGCAAUGACAAUACCAUCAAGCCCAUCAUCAUCACCAUCCGUCUCGAAGUUUCUCCAGCAGUAGUGGAUGUGGAUGCGACAACCAAACAGUCAGAUUACAUCUCUCGUAAAAACGAAACAAGGGCCACCAGAACGUAUCUGGAGUCCCAGUUGUUCUGUGGGAUUCCUAAUAAAGACAUAGUGGACAAAGAGGAGCACCAACGAAGCACAAGAGUCAAAAGGGUGGUGGGAGGAGUAGAAGCAAAACCUACUCAGAUCCAGUGGCAGAUUGCACUGCAGGAGAACCAAAGGAUCGACUGUGGAGGAGCUUAUAUCGGAGGCUGUUGGGUCCUCACUGCUGCUCACUGUGUCAGGCCGAAUCCAAAAGCUUUCCAAGUCAAGUUUUCUCUCUGGAAGAAGUAUGGACCCCAAAACACAACUGACAUUGUUCCUGUCAAAGAAAUUAUCAUCCAUCCAAGGUACGUCGCUGCCACAUAUGAAAAUGACAUUGCUCUUGUGAGACUGAUGGAGUUGCCACAUGAAGAAAGAUGCAUGUAUGACAACCCGGCUAUCAGAUCUGUUUGCGUCCCCUGGUCCACUCACCUGUUCCAACCCAACCACACUUGCAGUAUCUCAGGGUGGGGACGAACUAAAGAGGGAAAAGCAGCACAGGUGCUGCUCUGGGCCAACGUGUCCCUGAUCGCCGGCUGCGAGUCAGCCUACAAGCAUCGCUUCAAGCCAGGCAUGAUGUGUGCAGGUGAUCUGGACGGCAGCGUGGACUCAUGUCAGGGUGACAGCGGAGGUCCUCUGGUGUGUCAGGAUGAACUGGGAGUGUCUUACCUGUGGGGCAUUGUCAGCUGGGGUGAGAGGUGUGGACAGCCAGGAUUUCCAGGAGUUUAUACUCAGGUCGCUCAUUACUACGAGUGGAUCCGGCUUCACACAGGUUGGCCUGCGGUCACCAAGUACAACAACUAAGUACACACACGCCUCAAUUUCAGCUCAGACUGUGAUGUGUGUCUUCCCGGAGGGCUUUACUAUUAAUAUACUACCAAAAUGUAGACCAAAUGCUUGAAAUGGUAUUAAAUUACCACUUUGUCUGCAGUGAAAUACCAAUAAAAGAUUGUUCCUGU